This is a messenger RNA of Paraphaeosphaeria sporulosa, 662 nucleotides long. RefSeq names its product acyl-coenzyme A thioesterase-like protein 13. Bases 36 to 518 code for a protein of 160 amino acids. The transcript is spliced from 6 exons. Gene Ontology annotation, molecular function: fatty acyl-CoA hydrolase activity. The record is from RefSeq and is a predicted model, not a curated record. Lineage: Eukaryota; Fungi; Ascomycota; Dothideomycetes; Pleosporales; Didymosphaeriaceae.
CGCUCCUACACGGCAAGAUAGCCAACAUUGCAAAGAUGCCUGCCCUCAAAUUUGUGCGAUCUGUGUGGGAGUCAUUCCGAGCAUCAUCCGGCCUGGAGCCGAGAUUACUUGACGGCCUCAAAGUAACCUCCGCGGUCCCCGGCCGUGUGAAGUUCGAGCUCCCAAUCGAGAAACAUCACACAAAUCGCUUGAAUAUUCUCCAUGGCGGCACCAUCGCCAGCAUGGUAGACCUCGGAGGCUCCCUGGCCGUAGCCUCGCGUGGCCUUUUCGCAACUGGUGUCUCAACCGACCUGAACGUUACUUACCUCUCAUCCGGGGGCAAGAUAGGAGAUCUCAUCAGGGCGGAAGUAUCGUGCGACAAGUUUGGGAAGACUAUGGCAUUCACGUCUAUCCAGUUCAAGAAUGAGAAAGACGAGGUGUUUGCACGUGGGAGUCACACAAAGUUUAUCGCAUUGGCCUGGAAAGAUCCGAACAACAUCACCGGAGAAUUGUCCCCCAGGGUGGAAAAGAAAGAGUAGACUGCUGCACCAAGACGACAGCCUGAACACAGUGUGGUAUCCCAAUGUAGGCUAUACGUAGGCCGAGAGUACUGAGAUCUUCAUCCUGGUACUCCAGCAAGACCAAGAGAUCCUUCAUCAAGAAUCAAUACAUAACGAACCGCU